AUGGGGGACAGAAACCUGGACUGGAACCGGACGACCGCCCCGCUCCCGUUCGUGUGGUCGGACAUGGAGCCGGCGAUCUACGAGCUCAGCGAGUCGUUCCUCCCCGUGGACCUGUCCGCCUCCCACCUCGCGCUGGGCAGGUCGUCGUUCCUCUCGCUCUUCGAGGACGAGCUGGGCGCCGACGAGGCGAGGCGGGGCUACGACGGGCUUCUGCCGGAGAGGCCGGGACCCUGCACCCUGGCGGCCUCGCCCCUGCCGGCCAAGCGGGCGCACGUGAGCUCCCUACUGGCGGAGGCCAGGCGCGGCGCAUUCGAGUCCCAGCUGGAGCGGAGCGUCCUGCCCAGCUCCACCGUCUUCGCGCGCCUGGAGCAGGCCCUCCAGCGACCCCCGGAGGGCAGCAAGGCGGCGCUCCAGGCGGCCCUGUUCUACGUGCUCGGCCUCCGCAUAAGCUGCGCCCUGCCCCUCCCCCUGGACCCCGACACCGUGGUGAAGCGGGCGCUCCUCCUCUUCCUCCACAACGGCGGCUCCUUUUUCAGGCAGGUCCUCAAGCGGUUCGGCGUCCUCGCCGGCGAGUGCGCGGUCUCCCUCUCGGACUUGAGGGCGGAGUCGACGCAGAACGCAAGCAAGCAGCUCCCGCCUCCCCUGACCCACUGCAUCCAGGUCCUGCAUCUUGUGCUGACCUCCCUGAACCUGCGGGGGGUCACCGUCUUCGAGCACACCGUCUACGAUCGCCUGGACGGCUCAGUCGACUGCUCGCCCUACCUCCACACCUUCGAAGGCUUCGUCAGGGCUCUGGUCCACCCCCUUGCGCUCCUACUCUCCAAGCUGAUCCAGGCAGACGCAGGCCCGCACAACAACACCUUCAACAACGCGAUCGCCCGCUGCGUGGCUUGCUGCCGCCCGGUGGCCCUGCUGAGACAGGCGCUCCUCCUCCUCCUGGGCCCGCUGGGCGACCACAAGCAGGCCCGGAAGUGCCGGAGCAUCCGCAGGAUGGCCCUGGAGGAGCAGGGCAGCGCCGGGUCUUGCGCGAUCAAGACCGUCAAGCGGCUUCCGCCCCCGCGCUUCCGUGGCUACGUCAACCCCACAUCCUCGUCUGUCGCGGCCCUGCUGCGGUUCUUCGAGGGCUCGUUCAGGCCGAAGGACACCCCCUUCUCGUCCGGCAACGUCUCCCCCUACGCCGAUAAAGGCGUCGCAGACCAGAUGGCAGAGUGUGCAAGCGUCAUUACGGCCUUCAACGCCCGCCAGCCCAACAGGCGGCGCCCGGGGCUCUUCCCGGGGCUCGCAGAGGAGUACGCCAACCGGAGGGACGAGGCCGCGCUAGGCCUCUUCCAGCUGCUCCCCAGGCCGGACGUGCGGAUCGGCCUGCAGUCCCUGGCAGACCUCCACGGCGGGUACAUGGCCAUGCGGUACAGCUGCGACGCCAGAGAGUCAGUCAUGUCGCGCUCCCAGGAGACCUCUGUCGGCGGCCGGAGCGACCUGGACGGCGGGUACGACGCCGAGCUGGAGCGCACCCUCGGCAACGUGGUGGUCACCAGCGACUACCGCAUGUACCUCAACAGGGUCAAGCGGGGGCUGACCGCGUCCUUCCCGUUCUCGGGGAGGCCGGUUGCGAAGGGCAAUCUGCCCUACUUCGAGCGGUGCAUAGAGAAGGUGCUGUCCUUCAACUACCACGAGGAGCGGUUCCGCAGCAUCAAAUACCACGAGCUGGUCAACGUGCUCACCUACGCGCUUCCCCUGGACGUCCAGCGGGCGAUGCUCGUCAGCAUUUCCAACGAGGCCGACUGCGUCCUGGAGCACCAGUUCUACCACCUGAUCCGAGAGGUCGACAUGCCGGCGUUCCUCUCGUCGCUGCUCCGCCUGGCGCUGUGCGGGGUCCCCCACAUGCUCGAGACGGUCCUGUCGGCCAAGGCGACUGCGGGCACGACGAAGGACGCUGAGAAGGGCGCGUUCUCCAACAACACCCCGUCGUCCACGCGGCACGUCCGGGAGUCUGUGCUGAAGAGCUGCCUCCACGUCCUUCUCCUCCUGCAGGCGAAGGCCCGCCAGGUCCACCCGAGCGUGGGCCUUUUCGUCUCCAGCAUAAUACAGCGGUGCAACGGUCAGGGGUGCGGGCUCGACGCCGUCAUCGCCACCAUGUGCCUGCCUGCGGCCGCGUACAUAACGGGCGUGGACCCGCGGACCGCCGCGCUGGGCACGUGCCUUUUCCUCCCCGGCCAGGCCGCGGACGCGCUCGCUCCGGACGAGCGGGUGGCCGACGCAGGCGAGUUCCUCCAGGCCAGGCCCGCCAAGCAGGGCGCCCCGCCGGACCCGGCGCUAGACCCCGCGAGGCCCCUCCACAGCAUGGCGAGCGGCAGGCGGCUGUUCUGCCUGCUGACGGCGUCGCGCUGCUUCUACGGCUACAUCUCGCACUCCGCGUCCCGGGCCCAGGAGGCCCUCGCCCUCUACUCGAAGGUGAGCGCCAAUUACAUCUCGUACAUCCUGCAGUCCUCCAGCACGGCGGCCAGCCAGGGGUCUGCCGCUGCCGCCGCAAGCCAGGCCCUUCCAGACAACCUCAGCCAGACGACCGUCUUCACCAGGGGCGCCCUGCAGCGCAAGGCAGGGGCCGCGGCGCAGAGCGUCCCGGGCGGGGGCUCCAGGCCGCCGAUGGCGUACAUCCCGAACAACCUGGCCAACCUGAUGGAGUUCCUGCGCGGAGACAAUAGCACCAACAACCCCGCCAACAUAAACACGGCGGGCACGCUCACGUGCAACUUCCCGGGGUACCAGCUGUCCAAGGUCAACAACCUUUCGUCCAUCGUCGUGCUUCUGAAGAUCGCCAAGCACAUACUGCCCUUCGCGGCGGGGGACUACUCGCGCAUAUACGGGGUGUUCGAGCUGCAGGGCCUCCCCGCCUUCCGCGAGUACCUGACGAAGCUCAUCUACCAGCUCUCCAUAAGCCCGUGCAGCGAGGACAGCUGGCGCUGGACGAGGGACGUCGUCGCGAAGAACGCGGCGAUCUUCGCAGAGUUCGAGCGCGCCGCCUUAAUAGCCUUCACCGAGAAGUACCUCCUGCCCGACCGCCACCCGUCGCUGGCCCACUACGGGUGGCUCUACGAGAGCAGCCUGCCCGACGCCCCGGAGCAGUACGCGGCGGAGGAGGCCGUUGCGCUCUCCCAGCUCCACGCGGGAUGGCCCUGUAACCGCAUCUGA
Giardia duodenalis is the source of this 3189-nucleotide messenger RNA. RefSeq lists its product as uncharacterized. The transcript has a single exon. The record is from RefSeq and is a predicted model, not a curated record. The coding region runs from base 1 to 3189 and encodes 1062 amino acids. Lineage: Eukaryota; Fornicata; Diplomonadida; Hexamitidae.